AUGAACUAAGAAUUAGAAAUGAUAUAAAAAAAAAGAGAGAUGUUUAGAGUUUAAAUUAGAAGAAAAUAAAAUGAACAUAUAUUCUAAUAAAAGCGCUAAUUCUUAAAAGAAACAUCAAAUUCAUAAGAUUGGUAAACACCUCUUGAUUAAAUAUUUCAAUAAGCUAUCUAAUCUAAUAUCAUUACUACUCAUUAAUAAACAUUACAACUUCUAUUUUCUAAUUUAACAAACAUGUUAAAAAAUGAUUAUUCAAUUAAAUCAGAUUUAAAGUCAUUCUUAUCCUUUAUGUUUUUCAAUUUAUAAUAUUUGUAAUUAAAUGAAUCAUAAAAUUGGAUUACGAUUGACCUUUUAGAUAUUAUUAUCAUUUGCCUAUAAGAUAUCUAAUAAACUUUUUAAGAUUCGGAAGAAAAUGAGAAUAUACUCAAUUUUGAUCAAAAACUCAUUGAAUUAUUAAAUAAUAUUCUCAUAUUCAUAGCAUCAUUAUCAAGUUAAAUAAAUAUGAGUUAAUAAUCAGUUUAAAUUUAAUAAAUAGUUUUAUUUAUCAUCAAUAUUUUACAUUAUUUACAUGAUUUAAAUUAAUUUGAAAUUGUAUGUAAACUGAUCAUAAAUAUAAUCUUAGAAAGAUCAGAACAAUAUAUUACUUUAAUUUAAGAAAGUGUUUUUCCUCAAAUUAUAUUACAUAAAUAUGAAGAUUUAAGUCUUUAGCAAAAUUAUAGAGUUCUAUACUAAAUUUAUUUAUAUUUUGGAUAAAUCACUGGAAUAUGCCCUUUAAAAUAUGGUACUUAAUUAUUUUAAGAGACAUUUGAAUUGUAAACAGUUAUAAAAUGUCAACCAACAAACAUAGAUUAAAAUUAUUAUAGUUGUGUUGAAUAAUAUUUUUAUUUUCUCUAAAAUAUCACUUAAAAUAUAGAAGAGAAUAAACCAAGAACUUAUCAAUUGUUUAAUAUUUUGAUCGAUUAAGAGAUUGUAGCAAAAGUAGCUAAUUAUUUAUUGUAACUUAGAUAUGAGUUUUAGAUUAUACAUGGAUAUGGAUAUUAGUUUUUAAUUAAUUUGAGUAUGAUUUAAUCAUCUUACUCAAUGGAGAAGUUGAUUAGUCAAAAUGUUUUCAAAUUAGUGUUAUUUUAAAUUAAUGAUCAAAUAAAUUUAUAAUAUUUAAUAUAUCCUUUGUUAUCAAAUUUAUUGACAACAAACAAAUAAUAAACAAAAUAGAUGAUUUUUGAUUCAGGCAUUUUAGGUAAAGUGUAUGUAGGAUUUCAAACUGCUUUAAAUGGUAAUUCGCAACAUGGAUGCUUAGAAAUAAUUUAAUGUAUUGUAAAUAUGUUCUAGAAUAUCACUCUAUUAUAAUAAUAGUAAUUAAUUUAAAAAGGAAUGUUAGAAUGUUUAUUAGAAUACAUAAUAUAAUUAGAAUUAGAUUAAUUAGAUAUGAAGACAGUUGAAGAAAUAUAUGGAACAUUAAAUGAAUAGAAUUAAAUAAAUCCAUAAUUAAAAUUUAAUGAAUAGUUCAAGAAUAAAUCUAAGAUGAUAUAUGAAAAUUUAGAUGAUGAUUGCGAUAUAGUAUUUUUUAUUAAUAAUAUAAUAAAUAUUACUGAUUGA
This is a messenger RNA of Paramecium sonneborni, 1593 nucleotides long. NCBI's taxonomy places the organism in Eukaryota, Ciliophora, Oligohymenophorea, Peniculida, Parameciidae. The record is from the annotation of a GenBank genome assembly.